CACCUCUGCAACGACCACAUCGGCCGCAAGAGCACCGGCAACCUCUGCCUCACGUGCAAGUGGAAGGACUGUGGCACCAGCUGUGCAAAACGCGACCACAUAACCAGCCACCUCCGCGUCCACACGCCGCUCAAGCCCCAUGUCUGUGUUAUCUGCAAGAAACCGUUCAAGCGCCCUCAGGACCUCAAGAAGCAUGAGAAGAUCCAU
Postia placenta MAD-698-R-SB12 is the source of this 207-nucleotide messenger RNA. RefSeq lists its product as hypothetical. NCBI's taxonomy places the organism in Eukaryota, Fungi, Basidiomycota, Agaricomycetes, Polyporales, Adustoporiaceae. The transcript is spliced from 2 exons. Gene Ontology annotation, biological process: positive regulation of transcription by RNA polymerase II. The record is from RefSeq and is a predicted model, not a curated record. The annotation marks the transcript as partial. Gene Ontology annotation, cellular component: nucleus.